AUGCCGCUAGCAUCACCUACCAAAGACGUCGACAACGCAGCUUGUGCAGCAUCAUUUCAUCGAUUCUUCGACUUGCCUGGGGAGCUGCGCAACAAAAUCUUGAAGCUCCUGCUCUCACAUCCUCACGGCGUCAGCAUUGGCAGCAAUGGCAGUUUCAUCCGCGUGCCUCCGCGGGAAGGAGACGCCAACGUGGUUGGCGCAAACCUUGAUGGACAGCACGGUCAAACGGUCUUGCCGCUGUCGCUCUUGUUAUCAAACAGCAAACUCGCCGAUGAGGCCGAGGCCGUAUUCUACACCGAAAAUGUCUUUUAUGCCAACGUGAAGACGAGGCGGUCGGCAAAAGAAAACGCACUGUCUGCCAGCUUCACCAUCCCCAAGCCGGAACCAAAGGAGCUGGGCCGCAACCACGGCUACCCGAGCGACAGUGAUGAUGAUGUCGACUACCGCUCGAUCAGUACCCGGACGCCUUGCCGCAACCUGAUGGGCAGCGAGGCUCGCUUCAAGAUCCGGAAGCUGGUCUUGAUCGUGCAGAGGUUCGGAGGAUCUCUGGGAGACGAAGUUGUCCCCGCGCUUCAAGAUCUUAUUCUCCGUGGCUCCCUACGCUGGCUCGAGGUCCGGUUCGAUGAUCGGGUGUCUCGGAAUAUGAUGGCCAGUCCAUCCGUGUCAUGGCAGUCGAGCAGUGGCGUGGUGGUGAGUAGUGCUGGUUCUGUGCAGAAGAGUCUGAAGAGGAGUGAGAAGAUCCUCGGCAGCAACGAGGCCUUCCUUGCGGUGCUCAGGCUGCUCAACGAUCCUGACCUUACCGCCGCCCGUGCCAGUGUUCCGCAAAAUGAGCACUCGCCGCUUUGGUGUCAAUUUCACGAUGACCAAGCCCACAAAAUUGGUAGUGAAUGUGCGCAGAAUGACACUACGACCUGCUAUGAUGAUUCGCACGACGAUUUCUCGUGCCAGGCAAGCAAAGGCUCGCCUGCGGCUGUUGGUCUCACAGCUCCCGGUUGGAUUGAGCUGGACCUCAAUUCCAUGCUGCGCAAGUUCAAAGGCGAAGACGCGAAAUGGUGGAACAUCUGA
This is a messenger RNA of Pyricularia pennisetigena, 1065 nucleotides long. RefSeq lists its product as uncharacterized. The record is from RefSeq and is a predicted model, not a curated record. The transcript has a single exon. The coding region runs from base 1 to 1065 and encodes 354 amino acids. Lineage: Eukaryota; Fungi; Ascomycota; Sordariomycetes; Magnaporthales; Pyriculariaceae.